This is a messenger RNA of Myzus persicae (green peach aphid), 1165 nucleotides long. RefSeq lists its product as uncharacterized. The record is from RefSeq and is a predicted model, not a curated record. Gene Ontology annotation, biological process: regulation of synaptic transmission, cholinergic; positive regulation of voltage-gated potassium channel activity; sleep. Bases 297 to 722 code for a protein of 141 amino acids. The transcript has 3 exons. NCBI's taxonomy places the organism in Eukaryota, Metazoa, Arthropoda, Insecta, Hemiptera, Aphididae.
GAUUAGUGAUUACCUACUUAUUGUUUUCCAAUUUUGUGGUCAUAGGGUCAUAUUUUGUGUUAGAUUGUUAUUGAUUUUUAUUUUCACAAUUUUACAUACAGAUACCUGUACAUAUUUCUAUAUUAUUGUUGGCAGUUAGUAGUAGACUUCUACAUUUUAGUACUUAUACUAAUUGGUAGUUGAAUAGAUCUGUCCAGGACUAUAAUAUACCUAUUUAAAAUUUUGUUUUUUAGCAUUUCAAAACUUUUAACGUUCUUUUAAACUUAUAUUUUUAUAUUUGAUUUUAUUGUAAAACAAUGUUUAAUACAAAUACAUUUUUUCUAUUAGCUCUUAUAGCAUUUAUUUCUACCAUAAGAUCUGCCAAAAGUAUAUUAUGUUACCAAUGCAACAGUACCGACAUCAAUGCUCAAUUUCUUUGUACUGAGAAUAUGGAGGAUACAGACAAACUGCGUCCACAACCCUGCUCGAGUGUUUACAAUGCCGCUUAUUGUGUGACACUGAUAGGCCGCCAUAGAGGAGGACUUGGAGUUACACGUUACUGUUCAGCUUAUAAUUUAGGAAAUUACUGCAAUUAUUUUAAACGGCCAGGUGAUGUAAUGGAAUAUCGGACAUGUGUGUAUACUUGUGAGUCUGAUGGCUGCAAUGGUCCAAGUGUACCAAAGUUAUCAAAAUACUUAAAAAGUCUACCCAUUUAUCAAUGGUUAAAAAAUCUGUCGUCUUAGACAAUAACAUUUCAAAAAUAAUUUAAUUAGUAAGUACUGAAAUGGUUUAUUGGUGUAGGUUACUUACAGUACAUUCUACCUGUUAUAAUUAUAAUUUAUAAAUAAUUAUUACAUGUAUAUUUUUAUAAUUUAAUCAUAGGUAUUCGGUACUUAAAUAAUUUCCAUGAUUUUAAAUAUUUUAUCUAUUGAUAUUGACAUCUUUUUUUGGCCUUUAAAGUAAGAACAUAUAUUUGUGAAAAACCAACAUUGCUUACAUUUUGUACAAUCUGAACAAAUAUAUAUUACACAUUAUAAUAAUUAGUCAAAUCCACUGAAUAAAAUGUAUCUUCAUUUUUUUUUAAAUAAUCUUUUAAUGUUCAUCAAUAACACCUCUAUACAAUUACAAAUUAUAUACAAACUCACAAGUACAUUUAUUUUAUAUUAAAUUUUCUCUAUAAGGAAUC